AUGCCGCCCGCUACUCGCAUCCCCGCUUCACCGAUCCCUGGACUAUUCUUUGCUAGACCGACCUGUACCCCCCAUUGUGCACUUGUCCCGGACCCUCAUCUUCGCAGCAAGUCUGGCCGAUCCGUCGCUCCCGGAGACAUCCAUGUUACUCGCACCUCCCUCGUAGCUCCUUUCCACAAAGCCAUGGAUAUUGCAUCCUUAGAGUCGAAGGAGAACAAAGGUUUUCGACACGCAUCAACGUCCGACUCGCAAUCUACCACCGCAUCCUCGAUCCGCGCCUCGCAGCGUUCCACGCUCCUGUCGGCGUCCUGCGCCUCCACCUCCAAGGGUGGAAAAAGAAGGCCCUGUAUCGUCAUCCAAAUGCAGCGUAGCUCCGCUCGGGUCUUUCUCAUGGGUACCUUUGGGGGCAGUCGCACACAGGACCUGCCCCAAGAGCUUCGACCCUACCUCGCCAUCAUGUCCUCGUGCAACUGCAAGUGGAAGGGCAACUGGCUGGAGAAGUGGAGGAAUGGACACGCGCAUAGCAUCCCGGAGUGGUACCAGGAGGAUGGAAACAUCCAAUAUAUCGUGCCCAUAGUGCAUGAGAUCGGUAUGGAUGCCGUCGAAGAGCGAUGGGCCGACCGGAUGCCUUCCCGCGACAACAAUGCUGAGGGGUACCAUAUGGAUAUGACCAACAUGAACCUGUUACUCCGACAUUCUGAAAGGAUGGGAGGAGAUCUGAAGAUGCGAUGUGUCAGCCGGGAGUACAGGAAGCGUCUUCGGCGAGCGGCCAGGAAGCCACCAGCAGCCAACGCGCCAUCGCUCAACUCGCAGCGUCUCAUCGGUGGCAUGUCCGUCCACGCUCAGUGCGAUUUCGGAGUCGGGAACUUUCUCCUCGACAACCGAGACCAUCGCUUCGGCAGGCCGAGGAGCAGCAGACUCGUGCUCGUGGCGCAGUGGAAUGUCUAG
This is a messenger RNA of Schizophyllum commune H4-8, 948 nucleotides long. RefSeq lists its product as uncharacterized. The record is from RefSeq and is a predicted model, not a curated record. The transcript is spliced from 2 exons. Bases 1 to 948 code for a protein of 315 amino acids. NCBI's taxonomy places the organism in Eukaryota, Fungi, Basidiomycota, Agaricomycetes, Agaricales, Schizophyllaceae.